UACGGGACGACACACACACAGCAACGUUCGUUCCGAAGCUCCGCCCACCCCUCCCCCGCCAACAGCACCCGGGCUCCGGCUAUGACAGUGUUACGUGACUUUUCAACUCCCGGCAUUCUAUGCGCGCUAAACAUGGCGGCCUCCAUGAGGGUUGCUAGGGCGCUGGGUGAACCGGGACUGGCUGUAAUUCUCAGUCCUAGUCGGUUGAUAACACCUAUAAUGGUUCUGCCUGUAAGGACGAAAAAGAGAAUGUUCAUUCCACCCUCUGUGAACCGCAAGCAUACAGUUGAGGACAUGACGAAGAAAGCUAAAGCUGCUGGAGUGAUAGUACCACACGAAAUCCUGGAGCGUCCAAUUAAUGUCUCCUGCACUGCUGGUAUACAUGAUCAGUAUGUGCCUCCAGAGGGAGAUGCCCGUCUGUCCACACUUUCCAGGGAUGGCUUCGCGCAGAGGACAGAGCAGCUGAAACAGACUGCAGCCUCUCAACUGGCAAUUCGGAAGAUCAAAAAUUAUGACCACGACUUCAGCACUAAGACAUUUCCAGAGAGAGCUCAAGAAAUCUUUAUCGCAGCACACAACUGUCUGACAGAGUUUGACCGUCACAAGCUGCAUUUGCUAGUGACAGAGCUUUGCUACCCCAAUAUGGUGCGAGGUAAUAGAUACCGCACAAUCCGCUGGUCUUUUGUGGAGUCUCUGGAGCCUCCCCGAGUCGUGCAGGUCCGGUGUGCUGAAAUGGUUAGCAAGGGGAACCUUUAUGGACAGGUGACUGUUCGCUUGCACAGCAAGCAGAGCCUGGUUAUAUAUGAUCGGUUUGGCAGAGUCGAAUAUGGAAAGGAUGAGCCACGGGAUGUUCUAGAGUAUGUGGUAUUUGAGCGUCACUUGCCAAACCCUUAUGGAGUGUGGCGAAUGCAUGGUAAAAUAGUACCCUCCUGGGCACCACACAAAGACCCUAUUGUCAAGACGGUCCUAUUACCAGGUCCUGUGUUAAAGCCCUGGCAGGAGCUGGAAGAUUUAAAAUUGGAGAAAAGGGAACCUCCAUCAACAUAGUGGUACAUAUAAGAAGCACUUUCCAUUGUUUUUUCAAGGACAAGUCAGCAACAUUCAUAACUGUAUAUCAAAGGCUUGAAUCUAUAACUUUCUACCAUAGAAACAAGGACAAGAACACAGCAGCCGAUGUGAUUCAUACAUUGUCUACUGUCCUUUAUCAUUAUCCUGAUCUGUGAUCUGCAUGUGUGUUCUGCACAUGUUGACUAGAAUUUUUUAUUCGCUUAGAAAAUAAAGUGUUGUUGCCUAUA
This is a messenger RNA of Pseudophryne corroboree (corroboree frog), 1295 nucleotides long. RefSeq names its product mitochondrial ribosomal protein L45 (gene MRPL45). Bases 82 to 1047 code for a protein of 321 amino acids. The transcript is spliced from 8 exons. The record is from RefSeq and is a predicted model, not a curated record. NCBI's taxonomy places the organism in Eukaryota, Metazoa, Chordata, Amphibia, Anura, Myobatrachidae. Gene Ontology annotation, cellular component: mitochondrion.